Messenger RNA from Lucilia cuprina (Australian sheep blowfly), 1531 nucleotides. RefSeq names its product lipase member H-B. The transcript is spliced from 5 exons. The record is from RefSeq and is a predicted model, not a curated record. The annotation marks the transcript as partial. NCBI's taxonomy places the organism in Eukaryota, Metazoa, Arthropoda, Insecta, Diptera, Calliphoridae. Gene Ontology annotation, molecular function: lipase activity. Gene Ontology annotation, biological process: lipid metabolic process.
UAUUUAUUAUCAGCAGCCGUAAGUAAAGGAUUAUCAUUUACAAAUUUAUACAAAUUAUUAUUUAAAUUGAAUUCUACCACAAGUCUUCACGAUGGUCUAGCUCAUGAAUUCACUUUGGACGCAAUUGUUGAGCCGCCUAGUAAAACGGAUAUAAAAGUUAUUAUACAUGGAUUUUUGGGUAAUCGUUUUCAUAAUUCGAUUAGACCUUUAAGAAAUGCAUAUAUGGCCCAAGGUAAGGAAAAUGUGUUUUUAGUCGAUUGGGAAAAUGCAGCCAACUUAGAUUAUCCCAGUUCAAGAUGGGCAGUAGGAAAAAUUGCAAUUUUUCUUGGAAAAUUAUUGGAAAACUAUUUAAACAAACACGAAAUACCGCUAUCCGAAGUUCAUAUAAUAGGACACAGUUUAGGUGCCCAUAUUGCCGGCAAUAUGGGACGUUAUUUUAAUGGCUCUAUAGGUCGUAUAACUGGUUUAGAUCCUGCUCUACCUCUAUUCACGCCUAAUGCAGGCGAUAGUUUACACGCGAAUGCCGCUUUAUUUGUUGAUGUUAUACAUACUGACUUCCCGGUAUUUGGUGAUAAUACACCACGAGGUACAGUGGAUUUUUAUCCAAAUUAUGGUCAUACCCCACAGAAAGGUUGUGAUGAUGUUGAUAUUAUUAGUGCCAGUAAGUUAAUAUUUGAGGCUUAUAGUUGUAGCCAUAAUAGAGCUGUUAUAUUGUAUGCUGAAUCAAUUACUUUGCCACACAAUUUUCCAGCUAUACCUUGUUCUUUAAUGGCCAUAAGUAUGCAUUCUUCGGACAAGUGUUUACAAACGAUAAAGGAUAGUAGCGUGACCAAAUCUUCGUUGACAGAAGCUAUUGCUGCUAAAAAUGAUGCACUUAUAGCCUAUAUGGGCGAAGGAGUUUCUAGAAGCGCCUCUGGUUCUUACUAUUUGGAAACUUAUGAUGCGCCACCUUACGGCAUGGCUUUGUACACACAACUCAAUUGACUGUAUAUAUUAAUGUAAUUUUAUAGUGUUGGUUGGUGGCUUCGCUAGAAGAAAACAAAUUGGUGUUUCUAGACUACUGUAAAAAUUUAAGAAAUUAAUUCUACUCCUAAAGAUAUACUUUUGAGCAGGCUAUAAACUAGUAUUAUUUCUUAGUUCAGCCACAAACACUUACUUUAUAUUAACCCUUGUUAAACCUAGAGGUAAAGUUGGAAUUGUGAUUUUUUAAAGAUUAAUUUAACGAAUAAAAGUUUAUUUUAUAAUUUCAAAGAAUGUAAAAAAAAUGUUAAUAAACAAAUUCUUAGUCCUAUAUUACUAUUUAGUGGACCAAGAUUUAUGUGAUUAGUGUGGACCGAUUGUUGGAUAUAUAUAGAAAUCCAUGGGUUAUGGUAAUUUUGCUUUUGUAGCUUCCCUUUAUACUGAAGGUGCUUUUAAUAAGGUUAAACCCACUGAAUCUAUCAAUCUCUCUCUUGAGUCUUGGCAGAUAUAUUGUGAGUUUUAUUGAGAGUUUACUUUCAAAUGGGAUCAUUGAAUCAUCUCCAAAAGACAU